Annulohypoxylon maeteangense is the source of this 1785-nucleotide messenger RNA. RefSeq names its product cysteine proteinase. The record is from RefSeq and is a predicted model, not a curated record. NCBI's taxonomy places the organism in Eukaryota, Fungi, Ascomycota, Sordariomycetes, Xylariales, Hypoxylaceae. Gene Ontology annotation, biological process: protein K48-linked deubiquitination. Gene Ontology annotation, cellular component: nucleus. Bases 1 to 1785 code for a protein of 594 amino acids. Gene Ontology annotation, molecular function: ubiquitin binding; cysteine-type deubiquitinase activity. The transcript is spliced from 4 exons.
AUGUUCCAGCCUCAGCCAACUCCGUAUUCUUCCUCUUAUGCUUCCUAUGGAAUUCACAUAGCCAACGCAGAAGUUCCCGAGUACGCCUUCCAGCCUACACCUUUGGCACAAUUCGGGACAGGACAUUCCGGUGGCAGCGGUGGUAGUGGUAAUCUUGGUGGUGCAGGUUUAGGCACAGUUCCAGGUGUUCCAGGUGUUCCAGGUGUCCCAGGUGGUGGAGGCAGACCAGCGACGACGGCCGACGUCUUUGCCUCGCAUAUAUUCCACAAUCCUAAUUCAUUAAUAUCUACUACUCCAGCCAACAUCCCAAACCAUCAUCUUCCUUACAACCACAGCAACUCACCAUUAACCCACAACCACCACCAAACUCGUCGCCAUAUCAAGAUGGAACCGCAACUCCAAACCGAACUUGCCCAGCAAGAGGCUGCAGCCCGCGAAUUCAAGCCUCAGUUAGAGGGUCCGUUAGUCGGCGAAAGAAGACUGAGCACAGCGAUUACCGAGGAAUAUGCUAAAGCAGAUCCCAUAUAUGUCGCCAAAACAUUGGCUCUGCCCCAGACUUAUUCCCACUACCGUCCGAUCCAAGGCGAUGGCAAUUGCGGUUGGCGAGCAAUCGCCUUCAGCUAUUUCGAGAUUCUGGUACAGCGCGGUGACGUACGUGAGAUUCAAGGUGAACUAGCCCGGUUGACUAGCUUCAACAACUACAUCGAGCAUGUCGGCGGCCAUAGCCCAUGGCUCUUCGAGGAUAUGGUGGCCGAAACAUUCGCACUAUUACAUUCUAUAGCCACUGCUAUAUCUGCCGGUGCAGACGCCAUGAGUCUGGUCAUGGAGAAGUUCAACAAUCCCGAGUCGUCGCAGUCUAUUGUUUACCACCAGCGCUUGAUUGCGUCUUCGUGGCUGAAGGGCCAUGCUGCUAACUACGAACCUUGGAUCUCCGGUACCAUCGAGAACUACAACCAAGAUACUAUCAUGCCCAUUGACAGGGAAAUUGAUCAUAUAGGUGUGGUACUACUUCACGACUUUCUGCUCAAGCCGGCUGGCAUCGUUCUCGAGAUUGCAUAUCUAGAUAGGAGCGAUGGGGUGGCAGUUAACGUACAUAGGAUGCCGGAAGAAGCCAACGGGGAGGAUCCCGCGUCUCUAGGGCCCAUGAUCUAUCUCCUAUAUCGUCCAGGCCACUACGAUAUCUUGUAUCGCGAUUCUGUGAUCCAACCUACACCUAUACAACCCCCUCCAACUACCCUAUCGAUUAACCGGGCAACGUCCUUCACACAUCAGCAUGAGAUCGAAAGCACCAUCCCUUCGCUUCCAGAUUUCGCGGCGGUAGAUAUGAGCGCGCUGGCUAUGAUACCCGGUUUUGGCGCUCCUGCCGAGAUGUCGCCAUUGGGAUCACCCCCAGCCGCUCCGUCUCCUCUGACGGACCCUUAUGCCGCUUCUCCACAAUCACCAUGGAUGCCACAGCCAUUUGCAGACGGGCUACCAGCCAGGCCUCCACCUCCUCAACCAAGUCCACCACAACAACAACCCACGACACCCAUGACGGUGCACCCUCUUCGCUUCAGCAAAUACAACUUCCCUGAUCUAGUAGAGACGAGUUUCCACGAACCCGCUUUCACAACCAACACUUUUAAGAACAGCCAUUUUAAUGUCGCCCAUUAUAACAAUAUGAAUUUCCAACCGGAGAUGUACAGGCCCGAGGCGGAUGAGGAAAUACCACACGGAAAAGGGGGUGGCCGGAAACGGAGUAGCGAGCAUUGCGGCGCGGUCAUCAAAAAAGAGAACAGGGGUUAG